UCUCUCUCGCUCUCCCCCUCUCGCUGUGGUCUCGCACACUGUAGGCGUUGCUCUUUUUCUGGGACAGUUUUGGGAGGGUGAGGCGGAAACUGAGAUCACAGGACGAGCAUCGGUGGCGCUGGAACAGCAGAGGGAGUUUCUGGGAGGAUGGAGGUGCUGUGAGAGAGCUCUCUGUGCAAGGGGCCGGAGCAGGAAUAGCAGGUAACUCCCAUCAUGCAGAACCCGGACGCCCCCGACGGCUGCCUCCCAAUCCAUCUGGACAGCGCAGCUUUGGACAUCGGGCUUGAUGAGGUCGACUGCCUUGGAGAAGAAGACGAGAGCGGUUCUAAGAAAACCCCCUUCCUCAUCGUCUACGACCUGAAGCCUCUCAAACACCAGGGGUCCGUCUUCCUGAAGGGGGUCCCAGUGACGGCUCGGAUCUCCCAGACGGAGCGUUACACCAGCGGCUCCAAGGUCAGCACAAGCACCCUGUAUUCGGUCAUUCUUACCCACGGCCCGUUCACAUGGACCAUCAAGAAGAAAUUCAAGCACUUCCAGGAGCUCCACCGCGACCUCCUCAGACACAAGAUCUUUGUCAGCCUCCUCCCUUUCAACCCCCUCUCACGCUUUUCCGUGACGAGAUCCCACGCCGAGACCACCUCUUCCGAGAUACCGUCUCUACCCCACGCCACCGGAGAGGCGUCCCUACGGACCUUCAGCAAGCAGAAGUACAUGGCUGAAUACCUCAAUGUGCUGCUGGCCAAGUCCUUCUACCGGAAUUACCACGCCAUGAUGGAGUUUCUCGAUGUCAGCCAGUUGUCCUUCAUUCCUGACCUUGGACCAAAAGGACUGGAAGGGUUUAUUCAGAAACGCUCCGGAGGCCAUCGCAUUCAAGGAAUCAACUGUUUUGGCCACCACCAGAUCUGCUACCGAUGGUCAAAGAGGUGGCUGGUGGUGAAAGACUCCUUCCUGCUCUACCAGAAACCCGACUCGGGAGAAAUCUCCUUCGUGUUGCUGUUCGACCCCGAGUUUAACAUGGAGAUCGGGAAGAAAGCCACAGAGGCCAAGUACGGGGUGAAGAUAGAGAACUACUCCAGGACGCUCAUUUUAAAGUGCAGCGGGUACCGGCAGGCCCUGUUCUGGGGGCAGGAGAUUAGACACCUCGCCGAGGAUUAUGGGAAGGAUUUCCUGCGCACGCAUCGAUUCAACGGAUUCGCCCCGGUUAGGGAGAAAACCCAGGUGAAGUGGUUUGUGAACGGUGCCACGUAUUUCGAGUCCGUGGCUGACGCGCUGAUGCAGGCGCGGGAGGAAAUCUUCAUCACGGACUGGUGGCUCAGCCCAGAAAUCCACCUGAAGCGGCCGGCGCAGAACGACGACUGGAGACUGGACAUCAUAUUAAAGCACAAGGCGGAGGCCGGGGUUCGCGUCUGCGUUCUCCUGUUUAAAGAAGUGGAGAUGGCGCUCGGUAUUAACAGUGGGUACAGUAAACGAGUAUUAAUGUUACUGCACCCCAACAUUAAGGUGAUGCGGCACCCAGAUCACGUGUCCUCGCUUAGUUUCCUCUGGGCUCAUCACGAGAAGAUGGUGGCCAUUGACCAGUCGGUAGUGUUCCUCGGGGGCCUGGACCUGGCCUAUGGACGAUGGGAUGACCACAGCUACCGGCUGACGGAUGUGGGGCCCAUGGUACAGCAGCAAGUAUCCCAGAGCGGCGCCCCCUCCCCAGAUGUUCCCGAGGAGGACUCCCCCAUAGUCCCCCAGUUCUGGCUGGGCAAAGAUUACAGUAACCUCAUCUUCAAAGACUGGAUACAGCUGGACAAACCCUUUGAAGAUUUCAUUGACAGGAUGAAGUGCCCCCGAAUGCCGUGGAGGGACGUGGGAGUGGUGAUUCAUGGGAAAGCAGCCAGGGAUGCCGCCCGGCACUUCAUUCAGAGGUGGAACUUCACGAAGACGCUCAAAACAAAAUAUAAAAGAGCUUUCUACCCCUACCUGCUGCCCAAAUCCCACAGCACCGCUGACAAGCUGCACUACACCGUGCCGGGAUCCCACGCCGCGCAAGUACAGGUCCUGCGUUCCGUCGAUCGGUGGUCCGCCGGUUACAACGAGUCCUCCAUUCUCAUUGGCUACGUGCGUUGCAUAGAAGAGGCUGAACACUAUGUGUAUAUAGAGAACCAGUUUUUUGUCACAUGCACAGGCGGUGGGACCAUCCAUAACACAAUCGGGGACGCCAUUGUGCAGAGGAUACUGCGAGCCUACGGCACCAACUCCAAGUUCCGAGUUUUCAUCGUCAUUCCGCUGCUUCCGGGUUUCGAAGGGAACAUAGAAUUAGGAGGCGGGAAUUCUAUCCAGGCCAUUUUGCAUUACACAUACAGCUCCAUCUGCCGGGGGGACGGCUCCAUCAUCUCCCGUCUGAAGGAUCACAUGGGGGAGGGUUGGCGCCAGUACCUGUCGGUGUGCGGCGUCCGCACUCACGGAGACAUGCCCGACGGCUCCCUCGUCACCGAGCUCAUUUACGUGCACAGCAAGCUGCUGAUCGCCGACGACAGAAGAGUCAUCAUUGGCUCGGCGAAUAUCAAUGACCGGAGCAUGCUGGGAAAACGUGACAGCGAGCUGGCGGUGAUCGUGGAGGAUACAGAGCUGGUCGCGUCGCUGAUGGACGAGCAGCCGUACCAAGCCGGGAAGUUCGCACUCGGCCUGCGCAAGGACUGCUUCACCACUCUCUUGGGCGCCCUGACCCCCCCACGCGUGGAUGUCUCGGACCCGAUUAGUGACCACUUCUUUAACGACGUUUGGAACCAGACGGCUGUCACUAACACAACGCUGUACGAUCAGAUAUUCCGCUGUCUUCCCACCAAUGCUGUUCAGACCCACCGGACCCUCAGGGAGUACAGCGCCGUUCCCAGUAUGGCUGUCACGGAUCCCGGCCUAUCGCGUGAGCUGCUAGUCGGGGUCAGAGGUCAUUUGGUGGAGUUCCCCCUGCAUUUUCUGUGUUCGGAGAACCUCCUGCCGCCCCUGAACAGCAAAGAGGGGGUGAUCCCUACGGAUGUCUGGACUUAAUUCUGUGACGGAGACGGCGUUCUGGU
Messenger RNA from Spea bombifrons (plains spadefoot toad), 3059 nucleotides. It is a transcript of the gene PLD2, whose product is annotated as phospholipase D2. Lineage: Eukaryota; Metazoa; Chordata; Amphibia; Anura; Pelobatidae. Gene Ontology annotation, biological process: cell motility; phosphatidic acid biosynthetic process; intracellular signal transduction. The record is from RefSeq and is a predicted model, not a curated record. The coding region runs from base 214 to 3033 and encodes 939 amino acids. The transcript has 25 exons. Gene Ontology annotation, molecular function: phosphatidylinositol binding; D-type glycerophospholipase activity.